Molecule: messenger RNA, 3149 nt
Organism: Gadus morhua (Atlantic cod)
Lineage: Eukaryota; Metazoa; Chordata; Actinopteri; Gadiformes; Gadidae
Product: probable nuclear hormone receptor HR38
Exons: 7
Coding region: 119-1891 (590 amino acids)
Biological process (GO): regulation of transcription by RNA polymerase II; cellular response to corticotropin-releasing hormone stimulus
Cellular component (GO): nucleus; transcription regulator complex
Molecular function (GO): zinc ion binding; RNA polymerase II cis-regulatory region sequence-specific DNA binding; nuclear glucocorticoid receptor binding
Source: RefSeq, a predicted model, not a curated record
CGCUGUAUGGCUGUAGGUGUGUGCUCAGAGCAGUUGACAGAGGUGACAUUCAUGCAUCACUCGUGUGGAAUAAGUACAAAAGACCGUUCAAAGUCCGGAUAUUUGUGUAAUUAUCAGCAUGCCCUGUGUGCAAACCCAGAUUGGGAUCCUGCCCAAUGACAGCCUCAGCUCUGAGUUCUUAAACACUGACCUCAAUGCCAAACUGGCAAUGGACAUCAGUGACCAGCUAGCAGCUACCAGUGAGCAGCUGUCUGCUUCUUCGUUGCCCAGCAUCAACACCUUGGUUGCCGGUGGCUACGUGGGGGAGUUUGAUGCCUACUCCUGCAAGGUCACCUCCACGGCCCCCGACCCAAGUGUCUCCUUCAGCCCUUCGCCCGUAGCUGGCGGCUCCAGCCCUCACCAAAACCUCAAGCUGGAUGACUUCCAGGUGUACGGCUGCUACCCGGGCUCCUUCGCGUUUGGCUACCUGGACGAGACCCUGUCCUCGUGCGGCUCGGACUACUACAACAGCCCGGUCUACGCCGCCGCCGCCUCGCCGUCGACGCCCAGCUACCAGCCCCCGGCCUCCAACAUAUGGGACGCCUUCAGCCCCUACUCCUCGGCCCCCUCGUCCGCAGCGGUGGAGAAGGCGGUUCUAGCACAUCAGCUCUCCUUUUUCACCUUCAACCACCCGACAGAGGAGCUCUCCCCCUUGGGCCAGGGGCAGGACCAGGUCACAGAAGACCCAUUCUCCCUAGUAGCCUGUCAGCAGUAUGCAUCCCCUCUCUGCUGCCCCCCCAUUUCCCCAGACCAAGGGGGUCUAGGGAGCCCUCGGUCGAUGGAGGGGAACAUGACGUCCCCGCAGACCUGCAGCCCGGCGUCCGGGGACGGUCGCUGUGCGGUGUGCGGGGACAACGCGUCAUGCCAACACUAUGGAGUGCGCACAUGUGAGGGCUGCAAAGGCUUCUUCAAGCGCACUGUGCAGAAAAACGCUAAAUAUGUGUGCCUCGCAAACAAAGACUGUCCCGUGGAUAAGAGGCGAAGAAACCGAUGUCAGUUCUGCCGUUUUCAGAAGUGCCUUAGUGUCGGAAUGGUCAAAGAAGUUGUCCGUACAGACAGCCUGAAAGGACGCCGGGGUCGUCUUCCGUCUAAACCCAAGACGGUUUCAGAAGCUUCUCCCACCAGCCCUCCUGUUAACAUCAUAGCCUCGCUUGUCCGGGCCCAUUUGGACUCAAACCCAACCUCGGGGAAGCUUGACCACUCAAAGUACCAGGAGACAGUGGUAAGCAUGUCGGAGAAGGAGGAUUCAGGGGAUAUCAAGCAGUUCUACGACCUGCUAUCUGGUUCCAUGGAUGUGAUCAAAAAGUGGGCAGAGACCAUACCAGGGUUCACAGACUUUUGCAACGAUGACCAGGAGCUGCUCCUGGAAUCGGCCUUCGUUGAACUCUUCAUCCUUCGAUUGGCCUAUAGGUCAAGUCCUGAGAAGAGCAAGCUGAUCUUCUGCAACGGCAUGGUCCUCCAUCGCAUGCAGUGUGUCCGCAGUUUUGGGGACUGGAUAGACUCCAUCAUGGAUUUCUCUCAGAACCUCCAUCGUAUGAAUCUGGACGUGUCCUCCUUUUCCUGUCUCGCAGCACUUGUCAUCAUCACAGAUCGCCAUGGCCUUAAAGAACCGACGCGGGUUGAGGACUUUCAAAACCAUCUGAUCACUUGUUUGAGGGAACACAUGAGCGGAAAUGGAUCGUACAAUAUCCGAACCCAACCCAACUACCUUUCAAAACUACUAGGCAAACUUCCUGAAUUGAGGACACUGUGCACCCAGGGCCUGCAGCGCAUCUUCUACCUGAAACUAGAGGACCUUGUCCCCCCUCCGCCUAUUGUGGAGAAAAUCUUCAUGGAUACCCUACCCUUCUGAAAGACAAAAAACUCAGUAUCAGAAAACUCAGUAUUGUAAAAGGGUGAUCACUUUUUAAGUGUGGAUCCAACCCUGGGGAAAAAAAGUUAUUCUGGGUUCUUCUCUGUUGACCAUGGUUGGAUGAGUAUCUGCUCCCCCUAGGUCAACCCUUUUCUAUUACACUGGCUUGGUAUGGCCUGGUGAAAGGGUCUUGAAAAGUAUUGGACUUGGAAUACUACAAAUAUCAAGUACAAGUACAAAGAAAUUGAUAUGUUUAUAUAUCAGCCCCUCACAUUUUUUUUACGUCUGAAGGCAUUAGACAUGGAAUAGACAUGUUUAUACAAAGAAAAUGGCUGAUUACAAAAAGACAGAAUGAACAUCUGAUUCAGAUUUUCAUCACUUUUGUUUGACAUGCAAAAAACGACUAGCUCUAGAGAUGCAGACAGAGUUCUCAACUCUGUGUAUGUACUUCUAAGUUAUGUAUUUAAAAAGAAUAUUUGUAUUGAAAAUGAACCUGCUGACGGUCUCGGACCAAAGUUUACAAUCAUAUUGUGGUUUUGAUUACAAUCAUAAAUGCCUUAAAUAAUUCAAAAUAUAUACACCGUAUUUGGUCUUCUGCCAUGUUCAAUGUUAAGGAUAGGCAGUUUGGUUUUCCCAUUGCCCAGAGCUAGAACUAUCAUAAACUAGCUCUUUGGAUAUAAUCUAUUUUGUUUGUGAGCAGCAAAGAUGAGCGUUUUUUUUUGCGCAAUUAGUGUCAUGUCUCAAAUUCAAACUAAGUCAUAUAGAAGGUGCAUUGAUGCCACUCUCCAGCUCCAUUCCAAACAGAACGGACCAAGGCCAUCGGUUUAAUAUGGCUAUGAAUCAAUCCCUUACAAGACUUCUUUGGCAUUAUAAACAGGUACAGUCAUAUAUAGACAAUCCUCUCAUACUUCCCCUUAUAAAUGGAUUCAUAUUAUUUUUCAAGAAAAACAACACUUUUAACUUAAUUCAUAACUAUAAAUGACAAUAUUUUUUUAAUUUGAGACGUAUCCAUUGCCCGAUCCACUGACCGUUACACUGAAACAUUCAAUAACAUAAUUGUGCGAGUUUUAUUUUUGUAUAGUAAGCUUUGUCAUAAUGUGUUGUCUUAUACAUUCUAUUCAAUGGUCAUAACUUCAGCUUCUAUAUAUUUGGUUAGCUUUUCAUCUAUAUAAGAAAUACACAUGAAAGUAACUUAUCGCUGACAUUAGUGAUAAAACAUGAGCAGCUAUACAAUUAAAAUAAAAAAGUCUCAAAUCUA